AGUUCUCGUUCGAAAAAGUUUUGGUGAUUACUCGACAGUGUGUUUGAUUCUAAUACCAAAAAAAAUGAUAGAAGCGUCGUGUGCCAAAACGAUAAUUCGAUAAUAAUGAUAAAACAAUAAUAAUAAUCGUGCAAUUUAUACAAAAUUAUUCGAUAACGAUCAUAAAUGAUUUAUAGUAAAAAUGACAGUUUAAAGACAUUCCAAUUAUUAUUUCAAAUUUAAUGAUGUCUGUUAACAAAAUCUUUUAUUAUAUAACGCUGCAUUGUAAUAUUAUGGUAAUUUAUCCACAAAAAUAAUAUUGAUACGAAGCAACUGAAGAUUUGCUACAUAUGAAUAUUGGAGAAAUCGAUGUAAUAUAGACAAUAAGAUUCUGCACUUCUGCUGCAUAAUAUAUAUUUUUGAAGCAAAUUGAUCAUAUACUUGCAUUCUUUUGAGGUUAAAUUUUUAAUUCUUAAUUUCUUUUCUUAAUUCUUAAUUCUUAAUUUUUAAUUUUUAAUUUCUCGGCGAGUAAAUAAGAGAAAAGUAAAUAAACAAAAAAAUUUAUGAUUAAAGUGAAAUUAAUGAUAUACCAAUGAAAAUAUAUUAUAAAAACAUUUAUUAGUUUUUUCAAAUUAUUUAAAAAGUUUCGAUCGGUGAGAAUUGAACGAUUAUGGAUCGAUUAAAUCCGUUCAAUUAAUCGUAUCGUGAGUAAAGCGCGGUGAAUGAUUAUAAACUUCAGUUUUUGUGCACGCUUCAUCAGCUGAUUGUCGUGUCCUUGAGAGCAUCAUACUUCGUUAAAAAUGGACGUGCAAACUGAGUCUCGAUUCUUUGCACUCACGCCUCACAUUCACCGGAUAUUUAAGUGACCUGCUUCAAGAUUGCAAACGAUGCCCGUGAACGCGACAGCAGGCAGCACACUUCCGGACGAGGAAUUCCAUCGAAUAAUAAUGGAGAGGGAGCAAGAAUGUUUGCAACUCCAAGCAAUGAAUUCAACCCCGCCAUCAGAGCCAUACUGUCGGUUGACCUUUGAUGGAUGGUCCUGCUGGCCUAAUACUCCAGCAGGAGUCACUGCAUACGUCUCUUGCCCAAAUUUCAUCACUGGUUUCGACACUUCUUUGAAAGCACAUAAAUAUUGUGAAUUAAACGGCACUUGGUUUCGACAUCCAGAAUCUGGUCAAGUCUGGAGUAAUUAUACGACUUGUGUCAAUUUAAAAGACCUCAGUUGGCAACAAGGAAUUAAUGGACUUUAUGAGGCUGGAUAUGCAAUAUCAUUGAUAGCAUUAUUACUUUCAUUAGGUAUUCUAACAUAUUUCCGCUCCCUGAGGUGUGCAAGGAUCACUCUUCAUAUGAACCUGUUCGCCUCUUUUGCUGUAAAUAAUGCUCUAUGGCUGGUAUGGUAUAGAUGCAUCGUAGCGAAUACGGAUUUACUGUUGAACAAUGGGAUGACAUGUCGGCUGUUGCAUAUUAUUCUUCAUUACUUUCUUCUUACUAAUUAUGCAUGGAUGUUGUGCGAAGGUUUUUAUCUACACACUCUGCUUGUCAGUGCGUUCACAAGCGAACAAAAAUUAGUAAAAUGGUUGAUGAUUCUUGGUUGGCCCGUACCUGCAAUCAUCGUCACGAUUUAUGCCUGUUUAAGAGCGACUAGCAAUGAUCUUACGGACACUGAACAAUGUUGGAUCAAUGAGGGUAAUUACAUGAACGUACUGGUUUAUCCAGUAUGCGUUUCCACCUUAUUGAAUGUACUUUUUCUCUUCAAUAUCGUUCGAGUUCUAUUAAUGAAGUUGAGAGCUGGUCCUAGCAUUGGUACACAACCUUCGAGAUCUAUGCGUCAAGCAUUUCGGGCAACAUUACUUCUUGUACCUCUUUUGGGUUUACAUUAUCUUGUCAUACCCUUCAGGCCACCGAAAAAUCAUCCUUGGGAGCAUUUCUAUGAGGUUCUUUCCGCUAUAACAGCUUCUUUUCAGGGUCUCUGUGUGGCCGUUUUAUUUUGUUUCUGUAACGGUGAGGUGAUAGCGCAAUUUAAGAGAAAAUGGGAGGGCUCAGCCUUCUUGCGGAAUCGAGCCAAUUCUUGUACAGCCACCACCGUCUCGUUUAUCCGAUCGACCGCAGGUCCGAUGUCGGGAGAGGAAACGGUGUGACUAUCAAUUGUCCACGCAGGAAAUUCUGGACGAAAAACGAGCCGUGGACAAUAAUCAACUAACUAUGCAACUAUUCCUGUCGCUUCUAUUCCUGUUUUCAAAAGUGACGAUAAUUACGCCAGAAUGCUUAUUAAGUUGAUCGAUGUAUCCGAUAAUGAACAGAUACAGUGUUGACAAUAUUGAUUGUUGACGAAGAAGAAUUUAAGACUAUUUAUACCAGGAAAGCAAAAUCAUUGAGCGAAGAUCAAAGACGGUUUCAAGAGAUCAAAAAAUAUAAUUCUGCAGAGAUGUUUUACGAAGAUGUUAUCUAUGAUUUGUUGAAAAUUAAAAAAUGUUUUCACGAAGAAUAAGAUUUUAAUGAAGAAGAGACUGUUUUGAUGAUGAACAUUGUUUGAUUUUGAAAAUGAAAAUAUUGAGAAUUAAUAUAAAAGGUGAUUAAUAUAAAAGAAAGGAAGUUUUAAUUAUAAAAAUGUCAAAUAAUAUUUUGGAAAAUAAUAACAAUACUAUUUUUUCG
Messenger RNA from Apis laboriosa (Himalayan honeybee), 2631 nucleotides. RefSeq names its product calcitonin gene-related peptide type 1 receptor-like (gene Dh31-R). Gene Ontology annotation, biological process: cell surface receptor signaling pathway; adenylate cyclase-modulating G protein-coupled receptor signaling pathway. Gene Ontology annotation, cellular component: plasma membrane. The record is from RefSeq and is a predicted model, not a curated record. The transcript has 15 exons. Lineage: Eukaryota; Metazoa; Arthropoda; Insecta; Hymenoptera; Apidae. The coding region runs from base 867 to 2117 and encodes 416 amino acids. Gene Ontology annotation, molecular function: calcitonin receptor activity.